AUGGUUAUGAGUGAAGGAUCGUGGACAAGAGAAUCUGUGUUCCAUACUUGUGGUGUUUGGAAGCCGUUAUGGUUUUUACAAAACGGUGAGCUACUGUAUUUUGCAAGCUUGAAUGAUGAACUAGCUGUGUUUGAUCAUGCCAUUGGAAAGUUGAAGCAUCUUGGUAUGUAUUGCUUUUCGACCUCACCAAGGCUAAUUCUAUUUUUUGAGAGCUUUGUUCAACUCAAUGGAAUUUCAGACGUUGAGGAGGAGAAAGAAGAAGACGAGCACAUGACUGAAGGGGAAGGGCCGUUAAGCGUAGCUUGUUAUCUUUACUGUUUAUCAGGGAAUCUAUCUGUAUUUUCCGUUGGGAAUAAUUUGUUAUUCCAAGAAAUUAGUCAUAAAAUCUUUUUUCCGACUGUCUUAAUUUUUCCAAGAAAUCCAUCCAUUAUUUUAACCGCCAUCAGACAGAAGAGUGGAAAGGAUAUAUGCAGGCAAAGAGAUGCUCUAUCUUAUGUGGAACUACGGCGCUGUUACAAACUCCGGUGGCUCAGCGGCAGCUACCGGCCGUGCAAGGAGGGCACGGGGGACGUUAGGGUGGUCGAUUUUUGCACCCGACGGCCGUGUCCAUCGACUAUAGUGAUGUCGACAGAUGCCUUUGCCGCCGUCUCACGAUCCCUCUAUUUUUUUCAUUUUUUAUUUACUUAGUUGCCAUAUAAAUUGUGGAGAUUUUUUAUUGAUAAACUAAGGUUUAGUUGUGUUUUGGUUUUUUGGGUUUUUUCGCAGUUUGCUAGCAUGUUUAGCUCAUUUAA
Messenger RNA from Salvia miltiorrhiza (redroot sage), 791 nucleotides. RefSeq lists its product as uncharacterized. Lineage: Eukaryota; Viridiplantae; Streptophyta; Magnoliopsida; Lamiales; Lamiaceae. The record is from RefSeq and is a predicted model, not a curated record. Bases 1 to 687 code for a protein of 228 amino acids. The transcript has 2 exons.